GCGGCCCCACCGGAGCACCCCCCCCUCCCGCCCCAACUAUGAAUCUCUUCCGAUUCCUGGGAGACCUCUCCCACCUCCUGGCCAUCAUCUUGCUACUGCUGAAAAUCUGGAAGUCCCGAUCGUGUGCCGGGAUUUCGGGGAAGAGCCAGGUCCUGUUUGCCGUGGUGUUCACCGCUCGCUACCUUGACCUGUUCACCAACUACAUCUCCCUCUACAACACGUGCAUGAAGGUGGUCUACAUAGCCUGCUCCUUCACCACAGUCUGGAUGAUUUACAGCAAGUUCAAAGCCACUUACGACGGCAACCAUGACACGUUCAGGGUGGAGUUCCUGGUUGUUCCCACAGCCAUCCUGGCAUUCCUGGUCAAUCACGACUUCACCCCUCUGGAGAUCCUCUGGACCUUCUCUAUCUACUUGGAGUCAGUGGCCAUUUUGCCACAGCUGUUCAUGGUGAGCAAGACUGGGGAGGCGGAGACCAUCACCAGCCACUACCUGUUCGCGCUGGGCGUCUACCGCACGCUUUAUCUCUUCAACUGGAUCUGGCGCUACCACUUUGAGGGCUUCUUCGACCUUAUCGCCAUUGUGGCCGGCCUCGUGCAGACAGUCCUCUACUGCGAUUUCUUCUACCUCUACAUCACCAAAGUUCUGAAGGGGAAGAAGCUGAGCCUGCCGGCCUAGCCCUGGUCCUGCCAGCCCUCUCCACAGCCGGCUGGGCGGGAGGCAGGGGAAGGUGAACCAGGUGACUGGAGACAAAGCGCCUUCCUCCUUCUCGUCCAAGGGUGACUUUUUAAAGAGCCCCACGUCUCCCCACUUCCCAACACCACUCCUGCCCAGUUUUGGGGUGGGGGUGUGUGGUGGAGGACCCGUAUCUUGGGGAGCUCAGGACUUGAGCUGUUUGUAGUUUUUUGCCUUUUAGAGAAGAGAAAAAAAAAUACAAAACUUUCCACUAUUUAGUUUUUGAUUCUGAUGACUCCUUUUUCUCUUGUAUUCUGAUCCCCAAUUUUUAUAAACUGUUUUUGAUUAUCCUCUGGGCUGGGGCAGGGCUGGAGAUCUUGUCCCUUCCUCAAGACCAUCAGUCCCCCACUUUCAGAUCCCAAUCCCAGACUCCCCCCACUGAUUGCCAAACACUACACCUGCAGAAGCCCCCCCCCCCACCUCCCAUUCCCCUCUGUGGCCCCAAGUUCCUGGGCUGGAUGGAGGUAAGGAGGAAGGGAGGCUGAGGAACUCUGAUCUUUUCAUACUAAUUUUUUUUUUUUGCCCAGAAUUUGGGAUUUUUGGGGGGGUCUUGUUCUGAUUUUUGACAAGAGCUGUGGGCCCGGGCGUGAGAAGGGGACAGGCCCGAGGAUCACUCACCUCUAAUGCCAUGUUUUUUGUACAGAACUCAAUGGUUCAUUCUUUGUUCUCUUGAAAUAAACAGAGGAAAAUGAUACCUGU
This is a messenger RNA of Dipodomys ordii (Ord's kangaroo rat), 1433 nucleotides long. It is a transcript of the gene Kdelr1, whose product is annotated as KDEL (Lys-Asp-Glu-Leu) endoplasmic reticulum protein retention receptor 1. NCBI's taxonomy places the organism in Eukaryota, Metazoa, Chordata, Mammalia, Rodentia, Heteromyidae. The transcript has 5 exons. The record is from RefSeq and is a predicted model, not a curated record. The coding region runs from base 39 to 677 and encodes 212 amino acids. Gene Ontology annotation, molecular function: ER lumen protein retrieval receptor activity. Gene Ontology annotation, cellular component: cis-Golgi network; endoplasmic reticulum; membrane. Gene Ontology annotation, biological process: endoplasmic reticulum to Golgi vesicle-mediated transport; protein retention in ER lumen.